Messenger RNA from Amphiprion ocellaris (clown anemonefish), 8020 nucleotides. RefSeq names its product CDC-like kinase 2b (gene clk2b). The record is from RefSeq and is a predicted model, not a curated record. Gene Ontology annotation, biological process: protein phosphorylation; regulation of RNA splicing. The transcript has 11 exons. NCBI's taxonomy places the organism in Eukaryota, Metazoa, Chordata, Actinopteri, Pomacentridae. The coding region runs from base 5957 to 6760 and encodes 267 amino acids. Gene Ontology annotation, cellular component: nucleus. Gene Ontology annotation, molecular function: ATP binding; protein tyrosine kinase activity.
UGGAGAUGCCGAGCGAGACACCGACAACGGUCACCUGAUGUACCGGAGCGGCGACGUCCUGGAGGACAGGUACGAGAUCGUCGACACUCUAGGUGAAGGAACGUUUGGGAAGGUGGUGCAGUGUUUGGACCACAGCAGGUUUUUCUUUCUCCUAGGUGUGUUCUGACACAGAGGCUAUGACAGGUGCAGGUGCUUAGUAAUCAGCGGAGACAGAGUGUGGGCAGGUGCUCCUGAUCAUCAUCUCUACACACCUCGCCAUAAAACCAGAUGUCAUUCUUCACUUGGAGUGGGACUGUGAAUCUACAUCUGUUAGUGUUCUUCACCAACCUGUGCCUCCUGGAUCCGCUGUUUGCACCAUUCUGUCCGUUGGAGAGAAACUCACCUGUUGGCUUCCUGGCUUCCAUGCUUCUGCCAGACUCUUCUCCAUUCCUGCCUCUGAAGCCAGCACAUGCCUCUAGCCUCCUCAUACCAGGAGCUGUUGGACCCCCAGCUCUCCUAACCCUCCCAGUCCGACACCUGUCUCUCCACUGCAGCCCCACAAUCUACACCUGUUAGGUCGUCUCUACACUGCAAUGGUUGGAGCCAGUCCUGCCACCAACUCUGUUCCCCUCGCUCAGUAAGCUAAUUCCCCAGUACAUAAGCACUACCAGAUAAUAGUUGUGUUCGGUGAACUAAUGUUCCUUCAUCGUUGAUUACUAUUUACGGCACGUUGCUAAUUCCAGCUAAGGUUAAAUAUGGGCGCUACAUCUUCAGCUGUGUUUUCGUGCACCACUGGGAUUUGGGGAUUCCGUUUGUUUGGGUUUAGUUCGGGGUUAGUUUCUGUUUGGGGUUUUUGUUGUAUUCCUGUCUUGGUACCAAGCUGGGGUUAUCUUUUGAUAUUGUUCUGUUGGUGUAAUUACUUCUUCCAUCCUGCAGAGGGAAUCUAGUUCUGGCUGCGGUAAGCGGAUAAGUAUUUCCGGGUUUAGCAGUUCCGGGUUCUAGUUGUAGUCCAGUAGAGUUAGUUCUGGUUCCUGUAUACUUUGGUUUCCUGUUCUAGUCCAGAAUAGUAGUUCCUGUUCCCGUUUCCUGUAGUAGUCUGGAAUAGUAGUUCCAGUUCCUGUUUCCUGUAGUAGUCCGGAAUAGUAGCUCUGGUUCCUGUUUCCUGUAGUAGUCUGGAAUAGUAGUUAAUGUUUUCCUGUACUGUUAAACUCUGUCAGGUUCCUCAGGGACCCUGAUCAACAGAACCUUUCAGGUCCAGAAUCUAGUCCUCAGCUGGAUGGAGGGCUGGACUCCAGAACUUCCACCUGAUUGUCCUAAAAACCAUCUCUGAGGAUCUUUGUUUGCUUCGACUCAUCGUCUGGAUGGAAAACUGAUCUUCUCUACGUCUCAUCAUCAGGUUGUCCUCCAGGAUUUCAUUUACACUCUACCUUUACCAGCCUUCCAGGGCCUGCUGCUGAGGAACAUCAUGAUGCUGCCACCACCGUGCUUCAUGUCAUGAGGCAGCCACCACAGUCUCUCCCAUCUCAGCUGCUGGAGCUUAUAACUCCUUCAGAGGAGUCAUAGGAGUCUUGGUGGCCUCCCUCUCUUGUCUCUUUCUCCUUCAGUGGAGUCAUAGGAGUCUUGGUGGCCUCCCUCCCUAGUCUCUUUCUCCUUCAGAGGAGUCAUAGGAGUCUUGGUGGCCUCCCUCUCUAGUCUCUUUCUCCUUCAGUGGAAUCAUAGGAGUCUUAGUGGCCUCCCUCUCUAGUCUCUUUCUCCUUCAGAUGAGUCAUAGGAGUCUUGGUGGCCUCCCUCUGUAGUCUCUCAGAUCUUGAGGACGUCCUGCUCUAGUCAGAUUUAUUCAUGUUCCAUCUUCCUUCCAUUUCUUAAUGAUGGAUUUAACUGGACUUCAGGAACUUUAAAUGUUCUUGUAUCGUCCUGACUGAUGCUGUUCAACAACCUUUUCUCAGAGUUUCUUGGUUCUUCAGUCUUCAUGGUGUAGUUCUAUCCAAGAGUUCUGAUCCACCAGAUACUGGACUUUCCACAUCCAGGAGUCUUUAUCCUCCGAUCAUUAAACUGUUGACAUACUUCACGAGGAGGAGGAGUGGCGACAAUCUACCUCUAGCUUAAAAAUGAACCACAGACCUAAACCUAGUUACAGUUCAUUUUGAAAAUCUUACUCUGUCUCUGUCUCUCAUCCAGAUUUAAAAGCUCAGAAACCAGUUUUAUUUGUUGUUGUAUAUCGUCCUCCUGCUCCUUACUGAGUUUUUAUCUCAAUUCUCAGACUUUUUAUCUGAUUUAGUGCUCAGCUCAGAUAAAGUCAUUAUUGUGGGUGACUUCAACAUUCGUGUUGACAUGGACAGUGACAGCCUUACGACUGCUUUUAAUUCAAUAUUAGACUCAAUUGGGUUUUCUCAACAUGUAAAUAAACCAACUCAGUUUUAAUCAUACCCUUGACCUCGUUCUGACUUAUGGCAUAGAAAUCAAACAGUUAACAGUAUUUCCCCGGAACCCUCUUCUUUCUGACCAUUUUAUGAUAACAUUUCAAUUUACAACAAUAGAUUGUAUAGGAGUUAAGAAUAAAUAUCAUUACAGUAGAUGUCUGUCUCACAAUUCGAUGACUAAAUUUAAGGAAAUAAUAGCCUCUCUAUUUAGUCCAGCACCACUUACUGAUAUAAUGGAAGGGAAAUAUUAUAAUUUUACCCCCACAGAAGUGGAUUAUAUUGUCAAUAAUGCUGCAGCCUCACUGCGUACAACACUUGAUAGUGUUGCACCUGUAAAAAAGAAAGUUCUAUCUCAGAGAGGACCUGCUCCUUGGUAUAAUUCCCAUCUGUGGACUUUAAAGCAGGCGUCCCGAAAGCUGGAAAGGAAGUGGUACUCCACUAAUUUAGAGGAAGUUUAUGUAGCUUGGAAAAAAAGUCUAGUAAUUUAUAAAAAAGCUCUUCGUAAUGCCAGGACAACAUAUUAUUCAUCUUUAAUAGAGGAAAACAAGAACAACCCCAGGUUUCUCUUCAGCACUGUAGCCAGGCUGACAAAGAGUCAGAGCUCUGUUGAACCUUGUAUUCCUUUAGCUUUGAGCAGUAACGACAUCAUGAGCUUCUUUACAAAUAAAAUUAUUACGAUUAGAGAAAAAAUUAAUCUGGCCCUUCCUGCAAAUGUCACAGAUGUAUCAUCGAGUACAGAUGUUUUAGAAUUGGCUGUAAGACCAGAUGGAUAUUUAGAAUUUUUCACUCCCAUACAUCUCUCUGAACUAAUUUCAAUAGUUUCUACAUCCAAACCAUCCACGUCUUUUAGAUCCUAUCCCAACUAGACUGUUCAAGGAGGCUUUACCUUUAAUUAAUUCCUCAAUGUUAGAUCUGAUUAAUCUCUCUCUAGUAACAGGUUAUGUACCACAGGCUUUUAAGGUUGCUGUAAUCAAACCUUUACUUAAAAAGCCCACUCUAGAUCCAGAUGUUUUAGCCAACUAUAGACCAAUUUCAAACCUCCCAUUUCUCUCUAAAAUUCUGGAAAGAACAGUUGCAAAUCAAUUAUGUGAACAUUUACAAAGGAAUAGCUUGUUUGAAGAGUUUCAGUCAGGCUUCAGAGUGCAUCAUAGCACAGAAACAGCUCUGGUGAAAGUUACUAAGACCUUCUCAUAGCGUCAGAUAAUGGACUGGUCUCUAUACUUAUUUUGUUGGACCUUAGUGCAGCAUUCGAUACAAUCGACCACAAACUUUUAUUACAGCGACUAGAACAUUCUAUUGGCAUUAAAGGGACAGCACUGGACUGGUUUAAAUCCUACUUAUCAGACAGGUUCCAGUUUGUGCAUGUCAACAAUGACUCUUCUGAGCAUACUAGGGUUAAUCAUGGCGUUCCUCAGGGUUCUGUCUUAGGACCAAUACUGUUCACAUUAUACAUGCUUCCCUUAGGCAAUAUUAUUAGGAAGCACUGUACUAAUUUCCAUUAUUACGCUGAGGACACUCAGUUGUAUUUAUCUAUGAAGCCAAAUGAAACUAAUCAGCUAGCUAGACUGCAAGAUUGUCUUAAGGACAUAAAGACCUGGAUGACCUAUAAUUUCCUACUACUGAAUUCAGACCAGACUGAAGUCAUUGUAUUUGGCCCCAAACAUCUUAGAAAAUUGCUUUCAAAGCAUAUAGUUACUCUGGAUGGUAUUACAUUGGCCUCCAGUACUACUGUGAGGAACCUCGGUGUUAUCUUUGACCAGGACAUGUCCUUUAACUCACACAUAAAACAAAUCUGUAGGACUUCCUUUUUCCACCUGAGAAAUAUUGUGAAAAUCAGGAACAUCCUGUCUCAGAGUGAUGCAGAAAAACUAGUCCAUGCAUUUGUUACUUCUAGGCUUGACUACUGUAAUUCCUUAUUAUCAGGUUGUCCCAAUAGCUCUCUGAAACAUCUACAGCUGAUCCAAAAUGCUGCAGCCAGAGUACUGACGGGAGUUAGCAAGAGAGAUCAUAUUUCUCCUAUGCUGGUUUCUCUUCAUUGUCUUCCUGUUAAAUCUAGAAUAGAAUUCAAAAUCCUUCUUCUGACAUAUAAAACUCUUAACAACCAAUCUCCAUCAUAUCUUAAAGACCUGAUAGUACCAUAUUAUCCUAGCAGAACUCUUCGCUCUCAGACUGCAGGCUUACUUGGAGAAGUGACCUGUAACUUCUCUCUAAAAGUAGAAUGUGAGGCAGAGCCUUCAGUUAUCAGCUCCUCUCUUGUGGAACCAGCUCCCAGUUUGGGUUCUGGAGGCGGACACCCUCUCUAAUUUUAAGACCAGGCUUAAAACCUUCCUUUUUGACAAAUCUUAUAGUUAGGACUGACUGGGGGACCCUGAGGGGGUCAGCUGGAGUCUUCCUCUUGGACGUCCCUUAGUUCUGCCCCUAGUUCUGCUGCUAUAGGCCUAGGCUGCUGGAGGACCUCUCUGGAUGCACUGAGCCCUUCUCUAUCUACCAUUAUAUUUAAUAUAUAUAUAUGCCAUUAUUGCAUUACACUCACUCUGUUUCUCCCUGUGUCCUUUCUCCGAGUGUCCCUGGUCCCAGAGCUGGAUGCUUCAGAUCUGUGGUGGUUCUCCCACCAACUGGCCUAAUCUCCAUCUGUGGGAUGCUGCUGCUGCUGACCUUCCUCCAGCCCACUGCUUCCAGCUGCCCAUUUCCAUCAAUCUACUCUGCAUCACCCUCACCAUACUUGAUUUGCUCGUCUACAUAUUUUUGAAUUUACCACCAGCUAUAUAUGUAGUAUAUUUAAUGCCAGAGCCAUACACCAUAGCAGUAAACUAUAAUCAGUUUCCAUGUUAGUUGUACUUUGCAUGUAUCAUCUGUCUGAUCAUACAUUUAUUAAACUGUGUGUUUUAUGGUCCUUGUGUCCCCCCCCUCUUCUCCCAGCCCUCUACCUCUACCUCUACCCCUCUAUCUCUACCUCUCUACCUCUUCUGUCCCUCUCAACCCACCCGGCCAGCAGCAGAUGGUUCCCCCACAUUAGAGCCGGGUUCUGCUCCAGGUUUUUUUCCCUGUUAAAAGGGUGUUUUCCUGCCACUGUCUCCUUAGGGCUGCUCUGGGGGUUCAGGCAUAUGGGUUCUGUAAAGCGUCUCGAGACAAUUUGACUGUAAUUGGCGCUAUAUAAAUAAAAUUGAAUUGAAUACUUGGGUAAAUAUUUGUGCAAUCACUUAUUUUACAUUUUAUAUUUGUAAUGAAUUGGCAUUAAUUAGCAGAAAUCUGUUUUCACUUUGACGUGGAAGAGUCUUUUUUUUUUGUAAAUUCUUGUCCAAAAAUCCAGAUUAAAUCCAGAUUGAGUUUUGAGAACCAGCUUCCAGUGAAGGCAAAUGCUUUACAGAGGUAAUGUGGAGCUUUAUGGGUUAUUAUUUAUGUUAAAGUUCAAUUUUUAAACUCACAGAGGUGGAAGUCGAGUCGCCCUGAAGAUCAUCAAGAACCUGGAAAAAUACAGAGAAGCAGCCAAACUGGAGAUCAGCGUCCUGGAGAAGAUCAGUGAAGAAGAUCCCAGCAACAAGCAUAACUGUGUUCAGAUGCUCGACUGGUUCUACUACUACGGCCACGUCUGCAUCUCCUUCGAGCUUCUGUCUCUCAGCACCUUUGACUUCCUGAAGUCCAACAACUUUCUGCCCUAUCCCAUCAGCCAGAUCCGCCACAUGGCCCAGCAGAUCUGCCACGCCGUCAGCUUUCUCCAUGACCUCCAGCUGACUCACACAGACCUGAAGCCGGAGAACAUCCUGUUCGUCAGCUCCGACUACUCGCUGGUCUACAACGCCAACAAGAAGUGUAAGGAGAGGAGGGUGAAGGACUCCACUGUGAGGCUGGUGGACUUCGGUAGCGCCACCUUUGACCACGAACAUCAUUCAGCGGUGAUUUCUACGAGACACUACAGAGCUCCAGAGGUCAUCCUGGAGCUGGGCUGGAGUCACCCCUGUGACGUCUGGAGCAUCGGCUGCAUCCUGUUUGAGUUCUACGAAGGAUUCACGCUGUUCCAGACUCACGACAACAGAGAACAUCUGGCCAUGAUGGAGAGGAUCCAGGGAGCGAUUCCUCAGAGGAUGAUCCAGAGGAGCAGGAAGCAGAAAUAUUUCCAGCGAGGCCGUCUGGACUGGAACGAGUGCACCAAGGCCGGACGCUACGUUAAGAACAAGUGCAAACCCUUAAAGAAGUACUUGCUGUCUCACGGGACGGAGCAUCACUUGUUCUUCGACCUGCUGGAGAAGAUGUUGGAGUACGAACCGUCCAAGAGGAUCCGUCUGUCCUCAGCUCUGAACCAUCCGUUCUUCUUGUACCAGAAAGGGAAGAACCAGAGCUGGAAGAAAGACGCCAGCAGAUGAUCUGAGGUUCUGGAUUCUCUUCAAGUCAACAGGAAGUUCACAAGAAAGAAACGCCGGAGAAGAAUCAGAGGAGAAAAAGUUCGAAUCAGUACCUGUGAGGUCAAAGCUUGGACUUUGUAGAUGAAGAAUGUAGAACUAGAAGGAGUCUAGAUGUUCCCUCAGCAGGACAGAGUUUAAAAGAAGAACUCAUCAUAAUACUGGAAAAAAUACCAUUUCCAUCUGUUCAUGAACAUUUGAAAAUAUUGCUCUAAAUAAUGAAAAAAUUCAAGAAAAUUUUCUGAAUUCUGUCCAAGAAACCCCAAACCCCUUUUCUGAAAACAUUCUGGUGGAAUUUUGUGUGAUUUUGGAAAAGUUUCCAGACAUUUUAGAGAAGUUUGGAAUCAUUUCGGUCACAUUUUGAGUCAUUCUGGGGACGUUUGUGAAAUUUUGGACAAAUUUAGGGUCCAUUUGGUGAAGUUUCAAGAUGUUUGGGACAAGUUUUGAGUUAUUUUGAGGAAGUUUUGUUAUUUUAGACACUUUUUAGGUCAUCUUGGACGAGUUUGAAUCCAUGUUGGAGAAACUUGGAGGCAUUUUUUAAAAUUUUGGAGAAGUUCCAAGACAUUUUGGAUGAAUUUUGAAUUGUUUUGGUCCAAUUUUGACUCAUUUUGGGUACGUUUUGGACACAUUUGGGUAAUUCUGGACAUGAUUCAGAUCCUUUUUGGUCAGUUUGGGUUGACAGCUGGUCCAAAAUUGGAUCUAUAGUGACUAAAGAAGCGUCCAAAAUUAGACCAAAAAUGAUCCAAAUUUCAUUUCUUCCAUAACCACAGAUUAUUGAUCUACUGUCCAAUAUUCCAGAUUGUGAAUAAAUAACAUUAUAAGAAAUAAGAACUUUCAGGUUUUUAUUUUUAAUAGUUAGUCAGAUUUAAUGAGAGAAUAAACCUGAUGGAAGCGACUUCUAAAACAUUUUAUUCUAAAAAAUAUUUGACAUAUCAAGCUGAAAUUUUGCAGAUAUCUUUAUAAAUAUUAACAUUUGAAGCUUUAAAGUUUUCAGACAGAUCAGAGCUGGUGGAACAGAAAUAGUUUUAAAAAUGUGGAAGAAGUGUGUAGGAAGUUGCAUGAAAAGUUGAAAAGUAGCAGGUUUAGUCCUUUAAAGACUGAAACUGUAAAAAGGAAGAACAGGGUUCAUGAUUCAUCUCUAAAAUUUAGAGGAUCUGUUCUGUAAAUACAGAAGCUUUGAGCUUGUUCUGUGUGUCUUUUUCUAAUAAAUUUUCUAUAAAAUAA